This is a messenger RNA of Sclerotinia borealis F-4128, 3477 nucleotides long. Lineage: Eukaryota; Fungi; Ascomycota; Leotiomycetes; Helotiales; Sclerotiniaceae. The record is from the annotation of a GenBank genome assembly.
AUGUCAGAACACGAUUUACAAGCAAUUCUCCAGAAACUCAAAUCCCCAUCAACAUCCUACCAAGAAAGCUCAUCUCUGCUCUCUAAGGCCAAACUCACACUCCUAAAAUUAAAGGCAUUGACUCCUCAACCAUCAACCUCAUCCUCCAUAUUAUCCCUUGCUCGCGAAGUCUUCGAAACGGGUGCACUGCUUUCUAUUCGUGCAAAGGAUCCAGCGGCUUUCACACGUUAUGUUCAUCAAUUAACCCCAUACUACGAGCUUCCAGCCGACAAAUUCAUUGUCAAGAGUUCGGGGGAGAAGAACAAAAUUACGGGCUUAUAUCUUUUGUUAUUGUUGACGCAGGGAGAUUAUGCGGGCUUUCACACAGAAUUGGAGGGUUUGGAGCUGAGGGGGGAGAUUGGUGGAAAGAGGGCUGAGGAGGAUAAAUAUUUGGGGUAUCCGAUUAAGUUGGAGAGGUGGUUGAUGGAGGGGAGUUAUGAUUUGGUUUGGAAGGCGAUGGAGGGUGGCAAGGUGCCGAGUGAGGAGUAUGGGGUCUUUAGUGAGAUUUUGAUCAAUCAAAUCCGCUCUGAAAUCGCCUCAUCAUCCGAAGCAGCAUACCCAUCUAUACCCAUCGCAUCCACAAAGAACCUCCUCUUUUUACCAUCAGAAGGAGCAGUAGUACAAUUUGCGCAACAUAGAGGAUGGUUGAUUGAAGAUGGGCGUAUAUACUUUCCCAAUCAAAAGUUGAAGGGUAGCGUGAAUGUUGAAGCUGGAGAGGUGGCCGAGGAGAAAGAAGUUAGUAUGACAGCGAUUGAGAAUACGCUUGGUUAUGCUAGGGAGCUGGAAACGAUUGAAACAUUCAUGCAAACCGUGUAUGAUGUUUUGGAACAGGGGAAAAUUGGGAUUUUGGAAUCUCCCACUGGGACAGGAAAGAGCUUGAGUUUGAUUUGUGGGAGUCUUACAUGGUUGAGGGAUUUCAAGAGGAAGGAAUUCGUGGGACUUUGGAAUGAGGGGUUUGAGAAUUCGGAGGAACCGGAGUGGGUGAUUAAAUUGGCAGGAGAGAGGAAGAAGAAGGAAUUGGUUAGUAGGAGAGAGGAUAUGGAGGAGAGGUUGAAGAAGGUUAGGGAAAGGGAGAUGAGGGAGAGGGAUAAGAUGGGUGGGAGGGGGGAUAUGGGAGGUGGAAAGAGGAGGAAGAUUGGGGGAGAUGAAGAAGGAAAUGUUGUGAUGGGGGAAAAUAAUGGCGAGGAGGACUUUUUGCUAGAAGAUUGGGACAGUGAUGGGGAGGAUGGUGGUGGAAAGAGGAAGACUGGAGAUGAGGCCAUUUUCUCGAAAGAGACUUUGGAGUUAAUGGAGAGUGUUGGUAUGAGAAGUAAGAGGACGGAUGAAGAAGAGGAACUGGAUGAUGAGUUGAAGAUCUUCUACUGUUCAAGAACUCAUUCCCAGCUAACCCAAUUCAUUAACGAACUCCGCCGUGUAGAAUUUCCAUCAUCCAUGCCCCCAGAAGAUUCUCCAGCAGUACCAAAAGGCAAAGAUAAAGAUAGCCUCCGUGAACCCCUCAAACACCUUACCCUUGGUUCCCGCAAAAACCUCUGCAUCAAUACUAAAGUAAACAAACUCACCUCAGCAACAGCAAUAAAUGAACGUUGCGCCGAACUUCAACAAUCUUCUACUCCAAAAGAACACAAAUGUCCUCAUCUUCCAAACAAUGACAAUAAAUCUCUCGUCACUACAUUCCGCGAUCAUGCACUAGCCACCAUCCGCGAUAUCGAAGAUAUGGGAGCUCUAGGAAAGGAAAUCUCAAUCUGUCCGUACUAUGCCUCGCGUUCUGCAAUCAAACCAGCUGAGAUAGUCACCCUUCCUUAUCCAUUGCUCCUACAGAAGAGUGCGAGAGAAGCCUUAGGGAUUAGUCUCAAAGGACAUGUGGUGAUUAUAGAUGAAGCGCAUAAUUUAAUGGAUGCCAUAGAGGGGAUUUAUGGGGCGGAAAUGUCAUUGAGGGAGUUGAGAUUGGCAAAGGAGAUGGUGUGGAAUUACUUGAAGAAGUUUGGAAAAAAGUUGAAGGGGAAAAACAGAGUUUACACAGCGCAGGUGGUGAGGGUGGUGGAUAGUUUGAUUCAUUAUUUGACGACGAGGUUGAAAGGCAUGAAAAUAGAUGGAGUGGUCAAGGAAAAAGAACUUCUUGCCGAGAAAGGAGUCGAUCAGAUUAACCUCUUUAAAUUGAUCAGAUAUCUUCAAGAAAGCAAAUUAGCACGCAAAGUCGAAUCCUACACCAUUCACGCCCUUACCAUUACCACCACCACCGCCUUGGAAGCAACACUCUUUCCCUAUAACGCCAAUGAUCCACCAAAACCAUCAGCAACACCCAUCCUCCAUACUCUCACCUCUCUUCUCCUCGCCCUUACCCACCCCACAUCGGAAGGUCAACUCUUCUUUAUCAAAGAAGCGCCCGCUUUGGCUUUCGAUUUCAUAACCCUUAAAUUCCAACUCCUAGACCCAGCCUCCCAUUUCGAACCUAUCGUUGCCGAAGCCCGAGCCGUUAUCCUAGCAGGUGGAACAAUGUCCCCCUUCUCAGACUUUACGUCUCUUCUUUUCCCCUCUAUCUCCCCCGACAAAAUCACGACAUUGACUUGUGGUCAUGUCAUACCCAAUACGAGCCUAUUUGCAAGCUCGAUCUCACAAGGACCUACGGGUUUGAACUUCAGAUGGACGUAUGCGAAUAGAGAGAAUACACGCAUGAAGGAUGAAUUAGGUAGACUUCUUCUUGACAUAUGUACCGUUAUCCCGGGCGGGGUAGUUGUAUUCUUUCCCUCUUACAAAUUCCUAAACGACGUCCUUACGUAUUUCUCAUUUCCCGCUUCGGAGACCCAAACUUCGAUACUCUCAGGAUUGACAAAAAAGAAGGGAUUCUUCAAAGAAUCGAAAACGGAAAGUGUGGAAGAUGUUCUAGGGAAAUAUGCAAAGAGUAUUGACGAGGGAAAGGGAGGAUUGCUUUUUAGUGUUGUGGGAGGCAAAUUAAGCGAGGGGAUUAAUUUUAGUGAUGAUUUAGGUAGAUGUGUGGUUAUUGUAGGAAUUCCAUUUCCCAAUGCUAAUACGGCGGAGUGGAAGAGGAAGAUGGAGUUUAUUGAGGAAGCUGCAAUUGCGAGAUUAUCUUCCGAUUCUGAUACUGGCAAUGGGGAAGGGGAAGGUGAAAGGGAAGUAGGAGGAGGAAAGACAGGGAUGACCAAAGAAGAGAUCAAGAAAAUAGCAAAAGAGAAGGCGCAGGAUUAUUAUCUAAAUGUUACUAUGAGGUCGGUUAAUCAGAGUAUAGGGAGGGUGAUUAGACAUAAGAACGAUUGGGCGGCGAUCUUUAUGAUAGAUGAGAGGUACAGGGACGAGAAGGUGAAGGGGAAAUUGGCAGGGUGGAUCAGAGGGAAGGUUAGAGAGGAAAAUGUGUUUGGAAGGCCGUUGAAGACUUUCUGUAACCGAAAUAAGGCGUCAGGAUUAUACGUGGAUGGGAUAUAG